Bolinopsis microptera is the source of this 1794-nucleotide messenger RNA. RefSeq names its product probable cationic amino acid transporter. Gene Ontology annotation, molecular function: amino acid transmembrane transporter activity. Gene Ontology annotation, cellular component: membrane. Gene Ontology annotation, biological process: amino acid transport; transmembrane transport. Lineage: Eukaryota; Metazoa; Ctenophora; Tentaculata; Lobata; Bolinopsidae. The transcript has a single exon. The coding region runs from base 1 to 1794 and encodes 597 amino acids. The record is from RefSeq and is a predicted model, not a curated record.
AUGCCAUCUUACACCGACUACUACAACUGUAAACCGCCUCCCUUGCUCGAACGGCUAUUCCAGAAGUCUUCCCCCGAACACCAGGACCAAGACCUGAAGAAAUGUCUGAAUAUAUUCGACCUGACAGUUCAGGGUGUGGCCCACAUUGCUGGCACAAGUAUCUUUAUCCUGACUCCAGAGGUUGUAAAGCUGAUAGCUGGACCAGGGACGGUGGUAUCGUAUCUGAUAUCUGCUUUUGUUCUGUUUUUCACUGUUCUAGCUUACAUGGAUUUGGGAGCUAGAUACAGAGGUAUUGGGAACGCGUAUGUGUACGUGUACUCUGCUUUGGGAGAAUUUGCUGCAGGACUUGUAGGAACGUUCAUGAUGACAGAGAUUGCAUUGACCUUGGCUCUGUAUUCAGUAGGCUUUGGACAGAACUUGGAUAGAUAUGUGAUGGGGGGAUACGCUCAUGGCCUGCAAGUCAAGUAUGCUGGAACCUUUCUCCCGGAUUACUUAGCCGAGAAUGUCAACUUGAUGGCUAUAGCUCUGAUUGUAGUGUGUUGUGUUAUUAACUGUAUCGGAGUUAAACAGGUGGCUAUAACCAAUAUUAUUUCAAUAUCCUACGUUAUCCUGGCUGACAUUAUGUACUGUAUACUAUCUCUGAUAUACGGAAGUAACAACACAUUCGCCCACUCCACGGAUCCUGAUACUGGGAGGGGAGGAGUAUUUCCUUAUGGAGCUGCUGGUGUGGUUGCCGGGGCAGCGAUCACUGUGGUUGCCUUCAAUGGAUUCGAAACAACAGUGUCUCUCUCAGCCGAGGCUAAGAACUCUAAAAGGGACGUCCCUCUGGCUGUGGCCCUGAGUUUCGCCAUUUCCACCACGAUAUACGUAUCAGUAACGCUAGCUAUCGUCUACUUGGUACCAUGGUACAGCCUAGAUGAGAGCACUGGGAUGCCAGCUUCGCUAGAUGCUCACGGUUUAACCGUACCCAAAUACAUUCUGAUCGGGGCUAUCAUGUUAGCAGGUUUCAGUAUUGCUCUGUGCUCUCUCACUACCAUAGCUCGAGGACUGAUGGUGUUCUCUAACGAUGGGUUAAUUCUGAGUUGUCUCAGUUUAGUGGCGGACUGCUCUCAAGUGCCUGUAGUGGCCACCGUCACUGCUUCAGCUAUAACCAUUGUCUUCACCAUCGUCUUCUCUUUCAAGCUACUUAUACACAUGGUAUCAGGAGGAGCAUUGUUGACUUUCUCAGCUGUGUGCUACACCCUUAUCGUUAUUUCUUACUCCAAACAAAAGGAAGUUGUUGAUGAGUCCUCGGGUCUUGUUCAAAACGAAGUGGAUAACCGAUCAUUCACCACGUCUGAGGCUCAAGUGACUCCAGGGUACGUUCACAAUCAAGAGUGGAAGAUAGUGGGAUGGAUGGCUUCUUUUUGUACCAUCGUUACACUUUGCAUCGUACUUAUUUAUGGGCCUAAAUCCUGGUCUUUCUGGAAGGUUCGUCUGCCUAUAAUGAUGGCACUGGGGUUUUUAAACAUACUGAUACUGAGCUACAUCAAGCUGAUUUAUCAUAUUCAGCCCCAGAGGGACCCUGGUUUUGUUUGCCCCGGAAUACCAUUUGUCCCAGCUACAGGGAUAACACUGAACCUUGCCCUGUUCAGCGCUUUAGAUUCAGCAGCCCAUCUGAUGACUAUUGCUUACAUUAUAAUUGGGAUCUUCAUCUAUUUUGGGUAUGGGUAUUUUCACUCCACGAUAACAUUGAGUAAGAGAAAGGAACUGGAGUUAGCAUCUGUCUCCGAACAGGAUGAACAUGAUCAAUGA